AUUUUUUUAUAGCAACAUCCGAAGUAAAGGACGUCUCAGGCACGACUCCCACCAAUAGCACCGCUCAGAAUGUUGUCACUGUGAAUAUCGAGAAUAUUAAUCUGGAACUAAUUUUAAAUAAUAGUAACAAGGGGAAGACUAUUUUAAGCUAUUAUAGAACGAAUAAAAAUCUUAACAGGGCACUAAGAGACAAACUUGUGGAGGCUAUAAUAGAUUACGAAACAAAGGAUAAUAUUGAUAAAAGAAUAUCAAUUGACACAUUUAUGGGGUACGCUCGUGCUAUCAGGACAUUGUUUCCAACGGAAAAUGAAGACAUUUACUUUUUUUAUUCAAUAUACAGGGGCUACAAAACAGGAGCAGGAAAACUUUUCCGUAAAUUUUACAACCACAGAAGAACCUUAAAACAAUGUGGACUUCUGGCAUCAAGUAAAGAUGAUGUGAAGGAAAGAGAAUCUGAGAGUAACCUCACUUCAGAUCAGUAUUGCGAUGAGUUGCAGUGGUUAAGAAACAGCGGUGAACCUUGGCGACAAAUAGAAUCUUAUUGGAAACUAACGUUUCUGUAUUAGAUACGAAAAACUAAAAGCCAUGGAGGCACGCUCAAUAGGCGAGUAUAUAAAUGAAUACCCAGCUCUGAAGUCUGAACUUGAAAGCGAUUUUGACCAGUUAUAUCCAGAUGCAUCCAUGAAAAUGUUUUCGGAGUGGCCAGGUUUUUGUGAAAAACUGCUCAUGCAUGCACAAAAAAGAAAAGAUAACAUCUUAAGUAAAAUAAGUGGACUCGAUGAUGAAAAUAUGACACAAGAAGUAAGAACCACAAGGAUUUUAUUUCUUCUGCCAUAUUUAUUGUCUACACACACUUUAAAACGCAAGCGGUCACAGUGUUGGCGGCCGUCUAAGAUUGAAGUGGAAGAAGGAUUUAUUAUUCACAUUAAGGUAUGA
Molecule: messenger RNA, 936 nt
Organism: Brassicogethes aeneus
Lineage: Eukaryota; Metazoa; Arthropoda; Insecta; Coleoptera; Nitidulidae
Source: the annotation of a GenBank genome assembly